ACGGCUUGCGCCUGCGCAAAACGGCUUUUUUACUGAUGGGCGUGGAUUUGGCUGGCAGCUGAUGCCAUCAGGCUUGCAAGCCAAUUUGUCGGCUUGUCAUGCCCGACAAAUCGGCUUGUCUCCCAUAGUUUAAAGCGUAAUCAGAGGCUAUCUGCGGUAUUUAUGAGCUAUACGUUGUACUCUACGAUAGAUAGGGCUCAUGUACAUGCUGAUCGACAGCGCUAAAGAUGGUCUAAUCAUAUUUUACAUAGAGAUACGCCGCCAAGUACUCUUUUCUCGACCUGCGCAUCACAGAGAGGCUCAAACGCAUCACGGACUGUCGGGCUUUUUUGCAGAAGUGUAUUGAGCUGGUCGGUGCCUGUGAUAUGCAACAAGCACCAUCAUCAUUCCCGCAACGCUCUGCGCUCAUGAAUGCU
Molecule: messenger RNA, 416 nt
Organism: Mycena citricolor
Lineage: Eukaryota; Fungi; Basidiomycota; Agaricomycetes; Agaricales; Mycenaceae
Source: the annotation of a GenBank genome assembly